CAUGAGGGUGAGUAAUUAAUGACUGAAUUUUUUAUUUUUGGGUGAACUAACUUUAUUAAGUGACGCAUUAAGACUUUAGGAUAAUUAUGAAGUCAAAUAUUCCAAAUGUGAAUGUCAAAGAUUCAAACAUGAUGACAAAUGAAUGACACAGCAAAGUGUCUCACUGCAUGGGGUUCUGUGUUAUUCAUCAGCAGAAGAACCACAUUUGGUCAAAAUCGAAUUGAAUUAAUUAAUUAAAAUAAUAAUAGCUUAAUUUUACAAACUGAAAUGAGCAUUUUAUAUAAUAGAGCAGUAUAAAAAUAAUGAUAAUACACAAUGAUCAAUAUUUUUUAAAUAAAUUGUACUGUUAUUCAAUACAUUUCUGUUAUUAUCAGUAUUAUCAAUAUUAUUAAUAAUAAUACUUUAUUAUGACCUAUCAUUUAUAUACAGAACACGAAAAAAGGCCAAGGUCAAGCAUGAUAAUCAAAAUAGGAAAACAGGAUGAAGAGUAUUUAAAUAUCUAAGGAACUGUCACUUUUAAGUAAUAGCAUAAUACAUGUUUUCUCUCUCUCUCUCUCUCUCUCUCUCUCUCUCUCUCUCUCUCUCUCUUUAUGGCUCGGUAAUUUAUGACGUGUCAGACACGCCACUUUUAUUAUUAACAGAGACUGGUGAGCAAGAAAAAUACAAACAGUCGCGUCACGUGUCCACCACACUGGAACCGCAGCUAGUUUUCAAACUGGGACUUUCCGUGUUGCGAAUAUGACGGCCAAAUUCUGAGAAAGAGAGAGAGAGAGAGAGAGAGAGAGAGAGAGAGAGAGAGAGAGAGAGAGAGAGAGAGAGAGACUGUGGCUCAACACCUAGUGUGCUUCCUACCUAUAGACAACACUUUUGGGCAUCGUUGGCGCGCUCCUAAAUGGCACUGUUGAAGUUACGGGAAAUCAGGUUCAUUGAUUGGUUCUCGGCUCAUUACGAAUCCGACAGAUUUUACACAUUUAGUGAAACUGAUUAAUUGCAAAUAUCUGUUAACAUAUAUAUUUUAUCUUGUCAAGUCAGCCUUUGGCUGCAGCGUCGAAUAUGGUUGUUUUAGAUUCUCGACGCCAUAACGGUGAUUUAAACAGCUGAAAAACAGUUCAGUCUAAUAAAAACCUUAAGGUCACUUCUUUUGAACAUAUACGUGGACGCUAUGUAGGCAGGGUCAAACCAGUCAACCGCUUUCCUAGACAGCACUUCUGCUUUUUCUUUUAGUACACUUACUAGGUCUGAAGACACAGCCGCAACGCGUUUCUGUCAUGUUCACUUAUCAUUUAACAAUGACUUAACCACUUUUUUCUGUCUCUUAUUAUUUUGUAAACUUUUUCCAAUUAUAAUUAUCAAAAUCCGUGAUAAGUGGGCGUAAAAACAGCGCAAAAUAUUUCCGGGGAACCCCGUGGUGUUUUUAUACCGUGGGUAUAUCACGCAAAAAGUAAUAAGGAUAUCAAUAUGUCAUCAUAACGUACUGUUUGGUCAGACAGUUCAACUAAAACCUCAAUGGCUUCGGGAUCAGCUGUUUCAGACCCGUCGUUAAACGGGGCUUCGUCCACACCGGGUGAGAACGAGUACCCGUCGGGUUUCCCUCAGAGCAUCUGCGAUGAGGUCCCGAAGGAGAAGUACUUGUGCAGCAACUGUAAUAAUGUCUUGAAUAAAGCGCGUCAAACGGUGUGCGGUCACCGCUACUGCCUCGCGUGCGUUAACUGCCUGGUCAGAAACAACAAGGACCUUGUGUGCACAAAAUGUAAAGAAAAGGACCCCAGUGUUGAGAAUGACACUAGUGUACUGACUUUUGACCAAUUCUUCAAAGAUGCGGCUAUUAAUAAGGAAAUUUUGGAUCUGAAAGUUCACUGUGCCAACCAAGGCUGCCCCUGGAGAAGCACCCUGAAGAACUUUGAGGACCACCAGAGUCAGUGUGAAUAUGCCCUGAUCCCUUGCAACAUUGGCUGUGGCAUCAUGGUGCAGAGGAAGUCACUAGCUACACAUCUGGACAGUGGUUGUCCCAACAACAAGACCUCAUGCCCCUCUUGUGCAGGUGUCCUGACACCAAGAGAACUCCAGAAGCAUGUAUGA
Molecule: messenger RNA, 2079 nt
Organism: Carassius carassius (crucian carp)
Lineage: Eukaryota; Metazoa; Chordata; Actinopteri; Cypriniformes; Cyprinidae
Product: TNF receptor-associated factor 6-like
Exons: 5
Coding region: 1507-2079 (190 amino acids)
Biological process (GO): regulation of canonical NF-kappaB signal transduction; positive regulation of JNK cascade; tumor necrosis factor-mediated signaling pathway
Cellular component (GO): plasma membrane signaling receptor complex; cytoplasmic side of plasma membrane
Molecular function (GO): ubiquitin protein ligase binding; tumor necrosis factor receptor binding; zinc ion binding
Source: RefSeq, a predicted model, not a curated record